Messenger RNA from Cokeromyces recurvatus, 2316 nucleotides. RefSeq lists its product as uncharacterized. Gene Ontology annotation, molecular function: RNA binding; metal ion binding. The transcript has 6 exons. Gene Ontology annotation, biological process: mRNA processing. The record is from RefSeq and is a predicted model, not a curated record. Gene Ontology annotation, cellular component: nucleus. Lineage: Eukaryota; Fungi; Mucoromycota; Mucoromycetes; Mucorales; Mucoraceae. Bases 92 to 2227 code for a protein of 711 amino acids.
CUUAAAAAAAAAAAAAGAUUCGAGUAAUAUAUACAUUUAUAUAAAUAUAAAUAUAUUCAUACUCUUUAAAACAAAUAAAAGAAAGUAAAACAUGUCAAACACGAGAUUACCAGAAGAUCUUGAGGAAUUCGUUAGCAAGGAGGUAGCUUCACUUUGUGAUGCUGAUCCUGCAGUUCUAGCACAAUACAUUGUUGCACUUAUUGGAAAUGAACCAUUGGACGAUUCCUUAAAAUCUAGCCUUGAAAGUAAACUUAAUGAGUUUUUUGACGAUCAGACACUCCCUUUCAUCGAUCGAUUGUUUGCAAAAAUAAAAGGAGAUGAUUCAAGUAAACAGUCUUCUAACAAAGAUGAACAUUUCGCUGAUUUAUCUGAUGAUGAAGAUGACGGUGAUCGUAAUUUUAAGCAUAGACGACAACGAGCUGAAUCAAGAGAAGAAUGUAGUCGUGGUGGUUCAAGUAAACGUCGCUUAGAUGAUGAAUGUUCAGUUAAUAAUACUAAUACUAACAAAUAUCAGCGUGCUGAUGAAAGAAGAAGUAACAUGAAUCCUAAUAGUAUUCCUGUCACUGGCUAUGGUGCACCAGCUUAUGAUAAUAAUAGAAAUGGUAGAGGUGCAUCCAGAAGUGUAAGAGGUGGACGUGGAGGCUCAGGAGGAAUAGCCCGUAAUCAAGGCAAUAGACCUCAAUGCAGAGAUUAUAAUGAAAAGGGAUUCUGUAUGAGAGGAGAUUUAUGCCCAUAUGAUCAUGGUAUUGAUAGAAUCAUUGUUGACGAAUCAUCUACACCUUUUUCUGCUAAUCCUUUCCCUAAUAAUGGCAAUAUACCACCUAUGGGUCCUGGUGGCCAACCUUUCUUUGCUAUGCCUGGUAUUGCAGAUGCAUAUGAUCCUGAAAGAUCUGGCCUAAUUCCUACUAAUGAGAUGGGUCAAUUCCUUCCUGUUACAGGCAUGUUACCCCCCAACAACGACAUAAUGGCGAUGAAUAAUAUGAUGCGUAACAAUAAUUUAUAUAAAGGACGUGGAGGACGUGGCACAGGACGAGGAGGAAGAGGAGGACGUGGCGGCUAUCAACGUAAUCAACAAAGUCAAAACCCACUUAACACAACAUUAAAUGUUGAGAAGAUUCCCUCUGAAUUUUGCCAGAUUGCUACUGUUAAUGAGUUUUUCUCUAAAUUUGGUACAAUUACUAACAUUAGUGUUCAACCACAUGCUCAUAAAGCUGUUAUUCAAUAUAGUACGCGCGCCGAAGCUGAACGUGCUUAUAGUUCACCCGAUGCUAUCUUUGAUAAUCGUUUUGUGAAGGUUUAUUGGGCUAAAGAAGAAAACCCCACACAAGCUUCUGAAGAAAAACCACCUGUUGUUGAAGCACCUCAACCACCUGCUCCACCUAAAGUGAACGAGCCUGAUCCAGAAUUGGUUGCCGCUCGUGCUGCUGAAUUAGCUCAAGUAAGAGAGGAAAAACAAAAAAGACAUCAAGAGCGUAUGAAGCAAUUACUCGAAAUUCAAAAGAGAAGAGAGGCUCAAUUGAAGCAACAAAUUGACGAACAAAAGAGAUUAUUGUCUAAACUUGAAAACAGUACAGAUAUGACACAAGCAGAAAAGGCUGAAUUAUUGAAGGCACUUAAAAAUAUUCAAAAUGAUAUCAAUGUUUCUAAAUCAGCUGCUGCAUCUGCUACAGCUGCUUCUGAACAUGCAAAGAAUGCAAAUGUUGAUGGAAAUGAGGGAUCUGAGGCAAAUAUAACUGAAAGUUCUGAAGAAAAAAAUAGCUCAGCAGAGACAACUGAAGAAUUAAAAAAGAAACUUGCUCGCUUAGAAGCUGAGGCUGCAGCUUUAGGCGUUUCAGGUUCCGGUUUUCGUGGAGGUCGUGGUGGAUAUUAUGGUAGAGGUCGUGGAUGGCCUCGUAUGAGAGGCGGAAUGACUAGAAUGACUUUAGAUAAUAGACCGACAAAGCUUGUUGCUAGAAAUAUCCCUCAGGAGUUUACUGAAGCUGAUUUGCACCAACAUUUUGAGCAAUUUGGUAACAUAACUACUUUUGAAAAGACUGAAACAGAGUUAUAUGUUCAAUAUAGUCAAAGAUAUGAAGCAGAGAAAGCAAUGACUUUAGGGCCUAAUUUCACAAAAGGCAAACUUCAAUUAGAUUGGGUUCCUAAUAAUACAAGUGCUACCUCUGCCAAUCUCACUACAACAGUUGCUUCUAAUGCAGAUACAAAUAGUAAUUUAACAGAAGGUGCAUAAAAAAUGGCUUCGUAUAGAAUAACAACCUUCUUGUACAUAACCUUUUUUUUUAAUACUAUUAUUAUUUUUAUACAUUUUAUGAAAUACUC